AUGGCCGAGGACAAGAAGAGGGACUUUGCCAUUGAGCUGGGAGACAGAGAACCGAACGGCGCAUUCGAAGCGCGCCAGACCCGAUCGCCUGCGCCGCCAGCAGUCAUGGCGCCCGCGCUCAGCGUCGCGAACAACCCGGUGUUCAGUAUCUUCGCCUACUGUGGGAGUAGCAUUCUCAUGACAGUGAGCAAUAAGUAUUGUGUGAAUGGUACGGGGUGGAAUUUGAGCUUCUUCCUUCUGGCAGUGCAGGCAAUUGUCUGCAUCGUUGCCAUUUCCACCGGCAAGGCGAUGGGAGUCAUCACAUAUCGCGACUUCAACACCGACGAAGCACGGAAAUGGUUCCCAGUCUCGCUACUCCUCAUCGGCAUGAUCUACACCUCGAUCAAGGCACUCCAAUUCCUCAGCAUCCCAGUCUACACCAUCUUCAAGAACUUGACAAUCAUCCUGAUCGCAUACGGAGAGGUGCUAUGGUUCGGUGGACAUGUCGGAGGAAUGGCGCUUCUCAGCUUCGGUCUGAUGGUUCUGAGCAGUGUCAUUGCUGCAUGGGCGGAUGUCACACAUGCUCUGUCGAGCCACGGCGGCGAUGCUCUGGACCCAGCGGCUGCUGAGAAGAUCGCGACUCUGAACUCUGGCUACAUUUGGAUGGCAUUGAACUGCUUCUGCUCUGCCGGCUAUGUGCUUGGAAUGAGGAAGAGGAUCAAGCUGACAAACUUCAAGGACUUCGACACCAUGUUCUACAACAACUUGCUCUCCAUCCCGAUCCUCCUCGUCUCUUCGCUUCUCCUCGAAGACUGGUCAUCUGCCAACCUCGCAGUCAACUUCCCACCCGGCCGCCAGACCACUAUGCUCGCAGCCAUGAUCUUCACCGGUCUCUCCUCCAUCUUCAUCUCCUACACCAGCGCCUGGUGCGUCCGUGUCACCUCCUCGACUACCUACUCCAUGGUCGGCGCACUCAACAAGCUCCCGAUCGCAAUCUCCGGGCUCGUCUUCUUCGAUGCGCCAGUGACCUUCCCAUCCGUCUCCGCCAUCUUCCUCGGCUUCGUUUCAGGAUUAGUAUACGCAGUCGCAAAAAUCUGGCAAAAAGAGGCAGACAAGAAGGGUGGAAGUGUGCUUCCGGUUUCGAGCGCAAGCAGUCAGAGCAUGAAGGACUCGCUCAAGUCAUGA
Fulvia fulva is the source of this 1164-nucleotide messenger RNA. RefSeq names its product GDP-mannose transporter 1. Gene Ontology annotation, molecular function: antiporter activity; GDP-mannose transmembrane transporter activity. The record is from RefSeq and is a predicted model, not a curated record. NCBI's taxonomy places the organism in Eukaryota, Fungi, Ascomycota, Dothideomycetes, Mycosphaerellales, Mycosphaerellaceae. The transcript is spliced from 3 exons. Bases 1 to 1164 code for a protein of 387 amino acids. Gene Ontology annotation, cellular component: Golgi apparatus.